Messenger RNA from Megalops cyprinoides (Indo-Pacific tarpon), 2136 nucleotides. It is a transcript of the gene ecsit, whose product is annotated as ECSIT signaling integrator. The record is from RefSeq and is a predicted model, not a curated record. Gene Ontology annotation, molecular function: protein binding. Gene Ontology annotation, cellular component: mitochondrion. Bases 148 to 1479 code for a protein of 443 amino acids. The transcript is spliced from 8 exons. Lineage: Eukaryota; Metazoa; Chordata; Actinopteri; Elopiformes; Megalopidae.
ACGGACAGGCUCUCGCUGCACCAGGAAGUUCCGUUGGCGAAGCAAUGGCGCCGUCCGUGGAGUCGCGUUUCUGAAGGAGACCGGUUAUGAUGAAGCUUGACAUAAAAUUGCAAUACCUGAGUGUUUAAGGACCGCGAUGCGUCGGCCAUGAGGUGCGCUCGCUCUCUGGUGCGGAUACAGAGUCUGCGGGCGCUGCCAGGGGCGGUCGGAGGCACCGUGCAGCCUGCGGCGCCGCGCAACGCGCCCCCGCGCAACGCGCCCCAUGCGCGCUCACUGACAGUGCGCGGGCCUUGCGGCCAGGCGCUAAGGAGCCUCCACACUGGCUGUGUGCUUCUCAAGAACAGACCUGUUGCUACGGACUACCAGGAGAAGUCUGAGCGUGAGGGCGGGGCCGGGAAGUCUCUGGUCACCUAUGAUGAUCUGUUUGAGCGGGCUGCCCUGGAGGCCAAGACCAAAGCCACCUUCAACCAGGUGCUGGACGUCUUCGUCAAGCGAGACAUCAGACGGCGCGGUCACGUAGAGUUCAUCUACGCCGCCCUGAGGAAGAUGCCUGAGUUCGGUGUGGAGCGCGACCUCGAGGUGUACAACAAGCUGUUGGACGUCUUCCCCAAGGAGAUCUUUGUGCCGCGCAACUUCAUCCAGCGCAUGUUCAACCACUACCCCCGGCAGCAAGAGUGCGGGGUGCAGGUGCUGGAGCAGAUGGAGAACUACGGAAUCAUGCCCAACGUGCAGACUAAAGUCCUGCUGGUGCAGAUCUUUGGGGAGAAGAGCCACCCUGUGCGGAAGUACCAGCGCCUACUGUACUGGUUUCCCCGGUUCAAGCACGCGAACCCCUUCCCCGUCCCCCACCAGCUGCCCGAGGACCCCGUGGACCUGGCCCGUUUCAGCCUGAGUCGCAUCGCAAAUGACCUGGACGCCAGGGUCACCGUGUAUCAGUUGCCCUACACAGACGUGCGUGAGACAGGGGAGGAGGUGACGCAGCCCUAUGUUGUAGGGAUACAGAGUCCUGACCAGCGCCACCUGCUGGCCAAACAUAACCCCAGCAGGCCCGUCUUCGUGGAAGGCCCUUUCCCUCUGUGGCUGAGAAAGACGUGCGUGUAUUACUACGUGCUCCGGGCCGACCCCCUUCCCCCAGAGGAGAAGGUGGAGGAGCCCGUGGAUCCGGAGCGGUGCUUUUAUUACCCGCUGCAGCUGGAGCUGGACCUGGAGCGAGACCUGGGUGACAACGACAGCUUCGACGUGGACGAAGUGGACGAGGGCCUGGUGUUUGCUAUGUGUAUGGCCGGCCAGGGGGACCAGGCCACCCUGGCGAAGUGGAUCUCAGGCCUGCAGGAGACGAACCCGAUCCUGGGCCGUACCGCCACGGUGUUCCGGCUGGAGUCGGGGGUGCGAGAGCUUCAGAGCACUGCGGAGCCCGAACCAGAAACCGGUCCCAGCGAGGAGGAGGAAGUGCUUCAGAGUCGCGGAAUGAAGCAGUGAAGCCCCGCGGCCCUCACAUGCACGUCUGCUUACAUGAUAUUUCUGCUAAAAACCGGAGGAAGGAGAACGCCAGCACCUGCAGGGUAUGUGAGCAGGAUCUUCCCACGCUGAGGACGUCCACUGCGGGGCGUUACGCAGUGCAGCGCAGCUCCACCCCGGGGCGUUACGCAGCGCAGCGCAGCUCCACCCCGGGGCGUUACGCAGCGCAGUGCAGCGCAGCUCCACCCCGGGGCGUUACGCAGCGCAGUGCAGCUCCACCCCGGGGCGUUACGCAGCGCAGCGCAGCUCCACCCCGGGGCGUUACGCAGCGCAGUGCAGCGCAGCUCCACCCCGGGGCGUUACGCAGCGCAGUGCAGCUCCACCCCGGGGCGUUACGCAGCGCAGCGCAGCUCCACCCCGGGGCGUUACGCAGUGCACCGAUGGUGAACAUUCAGCUGCCCCUGAGUGCAUAGAGCAGUACGCAGGUGAACCAGUAACCAACCAUUACUUUGCUAUAUGAUAAUGGAGAGUAAUUAAAAUCAGUGGUGUAGACUGUCACACCUGGAAGCAGAAGCUGUAGGUGUUGGUGUGAGGAAUGAGGAGCUGAAAUAGGAUCUACGCAGAUGUGCAGGAGGUGAAGGGCUUUCAGCUGCUCACCUGCCCCACCAGGAGCGACCU